UGCUUGUGUUUUGUAGCGUGGUGUUUUGUUUUUUGUUUUUUCGCCCCGCACCGCACUCUGACAAAUGCAGCACGUCAAGUACCAACCGGUGCGAUCGACGGACGACGACCACGCACAAGCUGCUGCUGCUGCUGCUGCUGCUGCUGCUGCUGCACAAUCACAGUCAUACACUCAUGGGGAUGAUGCUGAUACCGGGAUUGACCCGUCGAACUGCCUGCCGCACUUGCGCACGACGGCGAGUCGCAUGACACGGCCAGCAGCGGCAGCAGCGACGUCGCGGGUGUACGUCCCACGGCGCUUCAUGGUGGUCUCGCUCACAACAGCAUGCACUUGGACGGUGUAUGUGCUGCGCGUCUGCAUGAGCGUCGCCAUCAUCACCAUGGCCAAGCCGGAGCAGUACGACUACUCUGAGACCGAGCAGGGCUUCAUUCUCGCCUCCUUCUUUUACGGCUACAUUACAACACAGCUCGCCGGAGCCUAUCUAUCCAAAAAGUACGGCGCCAAGCAAGUCCUCGGCAUCGGAACGCUGAUUGCGUCGCUGAUGACUGCCCUGACCCCGGUCGCGGCGUCGGGUGGAAUUGCACCGCUGAUUGCCGUUCGCGUGCUGAUGGGCAUUGCAGAGGGCGUCACCUACCCGUCGAUUCACGAUCUCAUGGGUCGCUGGACGCCGCAGGAAGAGUCGUCGCGCUCCGUCUCGAUUGUUUGGAGCGGCGCACAGCUGGGCACCGCCAUCACGAUGGGCCUCACACCCGUGAUUAUCAAUGGCGUGGGCUGGCGCGGCGCCUUUUACAUCAUGGCGAGCAUCGGCGUCCUGUGGUAUCUCUUGUGGUUUAAGUUUGUCUCCAGUGCGCCCGACCAGCACCCAACCAUCGAUCCCGCCGAGCUUGCCUACAUUGCUGCGCACGUCAAACCCGACCACGGUCCCGAAGCGCCCCUGUCGGCGGUCGAUCAACCGGAUCCGGCGCAGUUUGAGCACCCACCGACCAUCGGCCGCAGCCUGUCUGGCGCAACCGCCGUUGUCAACGCCGCUCCCGACCUUUCGGAAGACGACCGGGCGCACAUCCCAUGGAAGACGAUCAUCUCUCAGCGCGUCGUGUGGGCUCUCAUCAUUACCAACUUUACCGUGAACUGGAGCUACUACACCCUGCUCACCUUCCUACCAAAGUACAUCCACAACGUGAUUGGAUUUGAUCUCGAGAGCGCAGGCUUUUUGGCAGUGCUGCCGUACUUGUCCAUGUUUGGCGUUGCGAUUGUGGCGGGCCGCAUUUCCGACUACUGCAUCGGCAACCUUGGAUUCAAGCGCAUUCGUGUGCGGUAUGCCUUGGUGGCCUGUGGCUCCGUGGUGCCUGCCAUCUUCCUCGCCGCCAUGGGCUACCUGGACAGCCAAGCCGCUGCCGUGACGUUUAUUGUGAUUGCCGUCGGCUUUGCUGGCUGCAAUCUGCCUGGCUACGGGUCCUACCCGCUCGACAUUGCGCCUCACUAUGCGGGUGUUAUGAUUGGCCUGAGCAACACUGCGGGUACCAUUCCCGGCAUCAUUUCGCCGACCCUGACUGGUGUCAUGCUCGAUGCUGGAGACUGCCAGGAUAGCUAUCCAGAGAAUGACUCGUGCCGACGAGCGUGGAAGGUUGUGUUUUUCCUGGCGGCAGGCGUCUACGUGCUCGGCCUCGUGAUUUUUAUGCUUUUGGCGCACGGCCGUCGCAUCCAAGAGCUCGAUCCGCACCACGUAGCUGCCGAGCGGCAACGCCAGCGCGAGCUCAAGCAGACGCGAGCGCUUGGAUCGUACGGAUCGACGUCUCGGUUGUUGUAAAAGCGUGUUUCAAAUAGAUUGAUGUUUUGCCGA
Capsaspora owczarzaki ATCC 30864 is the source of this 1840-nucleotide messenger RNA. RefSeq lists its product as hypothetical. Lineage: Eukaryota; Filasterea; Ministeriida; Capsasporidae. Gene Ontology annotation, biological process: transmembrane transport. The transcript is spliced from 4 exons. The coding region runs from base 65 to 1807 and encodes 580 amino acids. The record is from RefSeq and is a predicted model, not a curated record. Gene Ontology annotation, molecular function: transmembrane transporter activity.